AUGAUAAAUUCUACUACUUAAUAAAUUUAAUAGAAGAUCUAAGAAGGAUUAAAUCUUAGAGAUUUACAAGGAUGGAAAAAAGAAAGUAAUGGAAAAGUUUUUUCUUUAGAGACCAUCAAAUACAAAGAUUACUCUUUGAAACUUGUCAAAAUUUAAGGAAUAAUAAAUUAGAAUGUUGAAAAGGUCAGAAAAUACUACUAAGAAGAUUUUGAAUCUCAAAAAAAGGUAAGACCUUCAAUUGACAUCCUCUAGCUCGUUGAAACUAUUGAUAAUGAUAAUUGCGUAGUUUAUUACAAGAAUAAAUCAAUGUUUUUAGUGAGUGCAAGAGAUUUAUUAUAUCAAUAACAUUAAGAAUAGCUAAAUUAAAAUCUAUCAGUCAUAGUUUGUGUUGAUAUUGACAAUCAUCCUAAGGCUCAAACAGUUAAAGGAUGUGUUAGAGCUAAAGCUGUAAUCAAUAUUUAAUUUUUUGAAAAAAUAUCAGAUAACUAAACUAAAAUGGAGACAUACUUGCUUGUAGAUCCUAAAGGUAGUAUUCCUGAUUCCUUUGUAAAUAGCACAGUAAAAGAAUAACUAGAUGAAUAUGAAAGAGAUAUUCCAAUAAUCUCUUAAUUGUGA
Molecule: messenger RNA, 615 nt
Organism: Tetrahymena thermophila SB210
Lineage: Eukaryota; Ciliophora; Oligohymenophorea; Hymenostomatida; Tetrahymenidae
Product: START domain protein
Exons: 1
Molecular function (GO): lipid binding
Source: RefSeq, a predicted model, not a curated record